CUGGAUUGGAGGCGUCCAGAGCCUUUUGGAACCGCCAAGCUGGAGCUAGAGACGGACCUGGAGUUCCGCUGGGCCCCGGCCCCCGGGCAGCUCCUCCUGCAGGAAUCCGGGGCCCCAGCAACGCGCAAGGAGCUGGAGGCGGCGGCGGCUGGGCGCAGCGGCGAGAAGCGGUGCGGGCUGCUCUGGUUCACUACGCUGGUCCUGUAUGCCGCCUUCGUGGGACUGGGAAUAAGCAUUGCUAUCCUUGGGCCAACAUUUCCAGAUUUGGCGAGAAAUGUGAACCAAAACAUCAGCAGUCUGUCUCUCAUUUUUGUGGGCCGUGCCUCUGGAUUUGUAUGCGGUACCAUGAUUGGUGGAGCUCUCAUUGACUAUAUGAAUCAUUUUUUACUUUUGGGUGUGUCGAUGUUGGCUACUACAGUUGGAUUUUAUUUCAUUCCUUUCUGCAAGAAGGCAGUCUUACUGGUUGUCAUGAUGUCUGUCUUUGGUGCUUCGGUUGGUGUUGUGGAUACAGGUGGGAACGUCCUCAUCUUGGCUCUUUGGGGAGACAAAGGAGCCCCACACAUGCAGGCCUUGCACUUCAGUUUUGCCUUGGGUGCCUUCCUGGCUCCCCUGCUGGCUAAAUUGGCCUGGGGUACAACAGCGUCCACUCAGAACCUCACAGAGUCCGACUUUGAUCCUCUAAUGCUGAACCAAACCUCUGAAGCCACCCCAGACUCUCUGUUUGCGGUACCCGAGGACAUGAAUCUGCUGUGGGCGUACGUUUCCAUCGGCACCUAUGCUCUAGUAGUUUCUGUCUUUCUGUUUGGUCUGUUUUGUAAGAAACGCUCAAGGCAGAAAAAAUCUACAGCAUCUGCUCAGAGAGUUCGAAGAGCAAAGUAUCACUGGGCCCUGCUCUGCCUCCUCUUCAUCUUCUUCUUCUUUUAUGUUGGAGCUGAGAUAACAUUUGGUUCUUACAUAUUCUCCUUCGCCACCACCCAUGUUGGCAUGAAAGAAACUGAGGCAGCCGGCUUGAACUCUGUCUUUUGGGGGGCCUUCUCAGCCUGCAGGGGCCUGGCCAUUUUCUUUGCAACAUUCUUAAAGCCCGGAACCAUGAUUGUGUUGAGCAAUGUUGGCAGCCUUGCUUCAUCUUUGUUUCUAGUGCUUUUUGACAAGAGCCCUCUCUGCCUCUGGAUCGCGACUGCUGUGUAUGGAGCCUCGAUGGCAACCACAUUUCCCAGCGGCAUUUCCUGGAUUGAGCAGUACACCACCUUAACUGGGAAGUCAGCAGCAUUCUUUGUAGUUGGUGCUUCUCUGGGGGAAAUGGCUUUUCCUGCAGUCAUUGGAAUAAUUGAGAGACACUACCCAGGGCUGCCAGUGGUUCUGUACGUCUGUUUUGCAUCAGCCAUAUUCACUGGAGUUCUUUUUCCUGUGAUGUAUAAAUUAGCCACCUUACCUCUGCGUCACCAGUCAAAAGAAAGAAAGAGUGAGGUGAAGAACUUUGUUUCCAGCUCUAGGCUCAAUGCCUGUGAGACAGAAAAGAAAUGGGAAGAUGCAGAAAAACGAAAUGGAACACAUUCUGAAGUAGUUGAAAUGAAGUAUUCGAGGCAUCUGUAACCGAGGAGUCUAGACAUUUCUAGUUGAUAGAGCCCACAGCUGAUGCUUCUGGGCAAUUCCCAAACACCUCCAUGUGUGAGGCCUCUCAGGUAAUGGCUGUGACCCCCCUGGGAUACACCAGGAGAAGAUGGACAAACAUUUGGAAAAGAAGAAUUGUUUAGUAACUUCAUAGUUCCUACACUUCCGGCCAGGGGAGCCAUAGAAGUUCUCAGCAAUUCCCCGGGGUCACCUUCUAGAGCUACUACACAGUACCUGCUGAACUGUUUUUAAAAAUUCUGGAAUUUCCAGAGUCUUCCAUAACGUACCAAGGGAUCUCAUAUAGUGGGAUCUUGUAACGAGGCUCCUGUUUGGGAGACUUAUCAGGAAAUAUGGUUUUUUGGGGUGUGGUGCGUGCUAAAAGGCAUUUCUAGUUAAGAAAUUGGUAGUGCUCCAGUAGGCAGGUACCACGGAGAUGUGGGAUGGAUUGACCUUUGCUGCGCAAAUGAUCAGGUGUCCAUUUUCUCUUGGAUGAGUGGGAGAGGGGAGUUUUGAUGCAAGAGAAGCUGGAAGUAGUAAAAUUGAUCCUAUAAAGGAUAUGCUCUGCUUAGGAAAGAUUGCUAGAUGAAAUAGCACUUAAUUAAAGGGUGUUACCUCCAAGCUGACUGGAAGAGAAGUAGUGUGCUGACCAGGCUCACUAGAAACUCAAGAGAGAAAACUUUGUACCAUAAUCUAAGUUUAGGAUUGCUGAGAAAAUUUCUGCUAAAUGAUUAUUCACCAAGACUGACCUCCAGUUAGGCUCCAUCCCCAUAACGAAAGGGUCUUAUAACCAAUCAUUAGGCCCAUUGCCAUAUCAAAGAACAUACCUCUAAAGGGCAGCUGAAGGGGGCAGAGCAGGGUGACAACCAUCACUGUGCCCUGACAAGAUGAAUCUGGGAGCAACUAUGUCACAACACUGGUGUACUCAACAAACUAUUCUGACAAUAUGUUUGUGUGUAAAUCUCCCACCAGUGUCCAGACAUGCGGUCUUCUAUGUCUGCUUAAAUUGUUCCAAGUAUAACCUGGGCCAGGACCUGAGAGAAUUAAGGAUGACAACAUUUGUGGAAAGAAUAGGCCUAAGGUGUGAGUAAGAGCUAGGAAACCUUCAACUCAAGGCCAGCUCUUCUUUGGGCAUUAGCCACACUCAGCCUCAUGGCUUUUUGGGGUUUUGUAAAGAGGUUUUUCUUUAUUAAUCUCUAAGUGUGCAGUGUGAUUUCUCACUGGGUAGGCAUUUUAUCUCUAUAACAAUUUCAUGGAAGCAUAUUUGGAAAUGAGGAUACAUUAUAUAAUUCUUUACCUUAUCCCUAGUGUUGGGUUAAAGAAUACUACGAACUUGUUUGGUUUGGUCCUUUUAUGAGAACACAGGAGGACUACUUUCCCUCAAGUGGAGACCUGCUUUCUAGAUUCACGAUGAGCACUGGCCGAGGGCUUCUUUCAUGUCACCUCCUUGUCCUUCACACUGGGAACGCAAGUGAGAGGAUUUCCAGAGUGAGAAACCCACAGGGCUUGGAGUUCGUGCAAGACAUGUGCUGAACAGCCCUUCCUUCUCCUAAGAUGACAAUAAAAAGUUUUAAGAAUGUGCUUCUGUGGAUAUAUGCUAACAAUUUAGUACUUUAUUUGAAUAAUUAUAUGAAAAGGCACUUUCAUUGCUGAAUUUGUUAUCAUUAUUGUCCUGUUUUGUCUGGUUUUGAAAUAAUGUUUUGUUGUCUAUCAUAGACCAGCCUGGAACUGGUGAACCUUCUACCUCAGUCUUCUGAAUUAAACCCUGCACCUCCAAGUCAGGAUAGUGCUGCAUUUGAUCCAUCCCAAAAUAAAUCUUUUCCUAAUACUUUAACAUCUUGAAACAGAUGUGAAAUAAUCAUUCAACUCUUUAAAAAAUUGUAUGUUUUCCAUACAAAUAUAGAAAUAAUGUACUUCAUUAUGAUUAGUAUCUUAGUCAUUGAAAUGUGAUUAUUCUAAUUAUUAUAAUUAUCCUAUUUUACAGAUAAUUUUUAAAGUUAUGGGGGGUCUCACUGUAACAUCCAGGCUGGCUCCAAAUAACGGGGCUCAAAGUGAUUCUACUUCCUCAGUAUCCUGAGAAGAGGACAGACAGGUGCCUCCAUCCCAGACAGAAUGCUCUAUCUGCACAUGCUGUUUGCAGUUAUGGCCACUUGGUACUUAGAGAGAGCAUGUUAGAAGUGUUAGAGAGGCGCCACUUCAGUGCACAGCUGUAGGCAGGGUCUGUUCCAUUCUCAGGGUUUAGACAUCAAUUACAUUAUAAACACUAUUAAAAACAGACAAUUUUUUUAGCUUAUAAUAAAGCAGUCUUUCCUAGGGGUUGGACUCCUUGUGCAGCCUCCUGGGCUUUUCCUUGAACUUGAAAUACCUGGGAUUCCAAUAUACUGAGAAGAGGGUGUUUUGUAACUAAGGAUGGAGAUAAGGAAGGCUAUUUCCUGAGCAUGGCAAAGCCGGCCUGUGUCAUCCUUAGACAAGACUGAAAUUGAUGUGAGAUUGUAUUUCUUUCUAUAUCUUAGCUGACUGAUGUUGGAUUUCUACCAUACUACUGUAUGUUUUCUCUUUCCUAAUUUCUAUAAAUGUCCUUUUGAUAAACAUG
Messenger RNA from Myodes glareolus (Bank vole), 4201 nucleotides. RefSeq names its product sodium-dependent glucose transporter 1B-like. Lineage: Eukaryota; Metazoa; Chordata; Mammalia; Rodentia; Cricetidae. The record is from RefSeq and is a predicted model, not a curated record. Gene Ontology annotation, molecular function: D-glucose transmembrane transporter activity.